AUGUCGGGAAUGUCCGGUGUAUCCGUCGACGACGCCUGCUUGCAGGCGUUCCAGGAGCUCAAGCUCGGCAAGAAGCUCAAAUACAUCAUCUACCAGGUCUCUGCCGACAAGACCCAAAUUGUUGUGACGAAGAAGUCGGACGAUCCGUCGUACGAUAACUUCCUUGCCGACUUGCCCGAGAACGAGUGCCGUUGGGCAGUCUACGACUUCCAGUUUGAGAAGGACGGUGGCCAGCGCAACAAGAUCUGCUUCUUCAUGUGGUCGCCCGAUGACGCGAAGAUCAAGGACAAGAUGCUCUUCGCCUCGUCCAAGGACGCCCUUCGUCGUGCACUCGUCGGUAUCGCUUCUGAGAUCCAGGGCACCGACUACUCUGAGGUCGCUCAUGAAAGCGUGCUCGACAAGGUCUCGCGUGGCAACUGA
Molecule: messenger RNA, 420 nt
Organism: Peniophora sp. CBMAI 1063
Lineage: Eukaryota; Fungi; Basidiomycota; Agaricomycetes; Russulales; Peniophoraceae
Source: the annotation of a GenBank genome assembly